GGAAUAGGUUCUCCCAGUGUUUAUCAUGCGGUCAUCGUCAUCUUUUUGGAGUUUUUUGCUUGGGGAUUAUUGACAGCACCCACUUUGGUGGUGUUGCAUGAAACCUUCCCUAAGCAUACAUUUCUGAUGAAUGGCCUAAUUCAAGGAGUAAAGGGUCUGCUGUCGUUCCUUAGUGCCCCGCUUAUUGGUGCUCUUUCUGAUGUUUGGGGCCGAAAGUCCUUCUUGCUGCUAACGGUGUUUUUCACGUGUGCCCCGAUUCCUUUAAUGAAGAUCAGUCCAUGGUGGUACUUUGCUGUCAUCUCUGUUUCUGGGGUUUUUGCAGUGACUUUCUCCGUGGUGUUUGCAUAUGUAGCAGACAUAACCCAGGAACAUGAGAGAAGCAUGGCGUAUGGACUGGUGUCGGCAACAUUUGCGGCCAGUUUAGUCACCAGUCCUGCAAUUGGAGCAUACCUGGGCCGUGUGUAUGGGGACAGCCUGGUGGUGGUCCUAGCUACAGCCAUAGCGUUGCUGGAUAUUUGCUUUAUCCUUGUGGCUGUGCCAGAGUCAUUGCCUGAGAAGAUGCGGCCGGCAUCAUGGGGAGCGCCCAUCUCCUGGGAGCAGGCGGAUCCCUUUGCAUCCUUAAAGAAAGUGGGCCAGGAUUCCAUAGUGCUCCUCAUCUGCAUCACGGUGUUCCUCUCUUACCUGCCCGAGGCCGGCCAGUACUCCAGCUUCUUUCUAUACCUCAGGCAGAUCAUGAAAUUCUCACCAGAAAGUGUUGCCGCCUUUAUAGCAGUCCUUGGCAUCCUCUCCAUCAUUGCACAGACCAUAGUCUUGAGUUUACUUAUGAGGUCAAUUGGAAAUAAGAACACUAUUCUGCUGGGCCUGGGAUUUCAGAUCUUACAGCUAGCCUGGUACGGCUUCGGCUCAGAGCCUUGGAUGAUGUGGGCCGCAGGGGCGGUGGCGGCCAUGUCCAGCAUCACCUUCCCUGCUGUCAGUGCGCUCGUGUCGCGAACUGCCGACGCCGACCAACAGGGUGUUGUUCAAGGAAUGAUCACAGGAAUCCGAGGACUGUGCAACGGUCUGGGACCAGCCCUCUAUGGCUUCAUUUUUUACAUAUUCCAUGUGGAACUGAAAGAACUGCCCAUGACAGGAACAGACUUGGGGACAAACACAAGCCCACAGCACCACUUUGAACAGAACUCCAUCAUCCCUGGCCCCCCAUUCCUGUUUGGAGCCUGCUCAGUGCUGCUGGCCCUGCUCGUUGCCUUGUUCAUUCCAGAACACACCAACCUGAGCUUGAGGUCCAGUGGCUGGAGGAAGCACUGCGGCGGUCAUAGCCACCCUCACAGCACACAGGCACCAGGAGAGGCCAAAGAACCUUUACUCCAGGACACCAAUGUGUGAGGCCAGUCGGGACCACUCCGGGCUGGAUGCACCUCAGCCUGUGUCCACAGUGGACAUCAAGGUUGGCUUCAUAAGAGCCGCUGCACGAGCUCUGCGGAUGAGAAGGGACCGGACAGUUUUCCAAAGAUGUUACAAUUUCUUUUGCAGAGAAACCUUUUGUUUAUUAGCACCAGUUUCUUGCCACUAAGCUGUUUGUUUUAUUACACAUCUUUUUAUUAAAAGCUAUGUCUGUAACUUGUUAGCUCUUAGUCAUGUCUGCUCCCAUUUCCUCAAGGUGUUGAGCUUUAACUCUCUUCGUGCUGACUCAGUGAGACAGAAGCGGGUGGUUUGGUUGUGGACUUGUUUAACAUUGUAAAAUCUUGAGUCGGAUUUUAAUAUUGUAAAAUCUUGGGUCAAAUAAUUCAAAGCCUUAACGCAGAUGCACUAAAGUAAGAAAUGGUAAUGAAUUGCUUGCUUUAAAAAAAAAACUCUUAAGAAAAUUGUACUGAAUCGGAAUCAUGUUUCCAGCUUGUUUGUUGUAAUUUUAUUUUAAACAUUAUUCACUACUGUUUUUGAAGUGAAGAUGUCAGCCAUUUAGAGUUUAAAUCGGGUGUUGACAGCCUGUAAAUCUAACUGCUGGCUCAAAGUUGUUCCCCAGCUACUUCUGAUACCACUAUUCUUUUGAUGUUUGCAUAAUCAUAAGAACCUCAACACUUGAACACAUCACCUAACGAUUACAUAGUACAGCUGGUAGCCUUGAAACGUCAAUGUGAUCUCUACAUGUAGAUAAAUAUAUAUAGUGGCCUUUCAGGACUGUCACAGUAACACUUAUUUACAGAGCUAAUGUCUGUCCUACAUUUUCAGGACCCUAGAGGAGAGCUUUAUACAAUUACUGAUGUGAAUUUCUCUAAAGUGUAUAUUUUUGUGUCCAGUUAUAUUAUUUAAAAAAGUGUUACUUUGUAAAAAUUGUACAUAAAGUAUUGUAUAGUUUACACUGUUUUCAUCUUGUGUGUGGUUAUUGCUUAAUGCUUUUUAAACUUGGAACACUCACUAUGGUUAAAUAAGGUCUUAAAAGAAAUGUAAAUAUUCUGUUAAUAAAAUUAAAUAUUUUAAUGAUUUUUUUU
Messenger RNA from Carlito syrichta (Philippine tarsier), 2486 nucleotides. It is a transcript of the gene SLC71A1, whose product is annotated as major facilitator superfamily domain containing 14A. The transcript has 11 exons. NCBI's taxonomy places the organism in Eukaryota, Metazoa, Chordata, Mammalia, Primates, Tarsiidae. Gene Ontology annotation, biological process: transmembrane transport. Gene Ontology annotation, molecular function: transmembrane transporter activity. Gene Ontology annotation, cellular component: membrane. Bases 127 to 1383 code for a protein of 418 amino acids. The record is from RefSeq and is a predicted model, not a curated record.